Messenger RNA from Blastocystis hominis, 1776 nucleotides. RefSeq lists its product as hypothetical. The transcript has 6 exons. The coding region runs from base 1 to 1776 and encodes 591 amino acids. Lineage: Eukaryota; Bigyra; Opalinata; Blastocystidae. Gene Ontology annotation, cellular component: neuron projection; membrane. Gene Ontology annotation, molecular function: protein homodimerization activity; cell adhesion molecule binding; protein heterodimerization activity. Gene Ontology annotation, biological process: heterophilic cell-cell adhesion; neuron development; cell communication. The record is from RefSeq and is a predicted model, not a curated record.
AUGGUAGAUAAUGUUUGCGAAUGCAACUUCGGGUUGUCGUUCUUUAUUUUUGUGAUUCUUAGUUAUUACGGAGAUACGUGCAGCGAUUCGUGUGAAGGACUCAAAAUAGAAGAUGGAGAAGUCUAUGAAUGCAGUGGAUAUGGAGAUUGUGAACUAACGAACGGCGCCUAUGUCUGUAAAUGCGAUAGCUACGCCUUCGGCUCCGACUGCAGCGCGGUUUGUCCCGAAUCCUACCGCGAUGAUAAUGAUACCAUUAUCAUCUGCAGCGGCCACGGAACGUGCUCGUACACGGAUACUGCGACGUGCACCUGCAAUCCCGGUUACUACACCAGUGAUUGCAGCGUAUCAUGUCCUGGCCUGAUCACCGAAUCUGGCAAAGUGCUCGAGUGCAGCGGCCACGGCCAAUGCAUCAAAGAAGACGACGCCGAGAACUACUACUGCGAGUGCGACGCGAGCUACUCCGGCGAGGACUGCUCGCUCAGCUGCCCUGGGCAGAUCGAAAAGGACGGGAUUUGGGUCAGCUGCAGUGGAAACGGAGAAUGCGACGAAGGCACGUGCGUCUGCGACCCCGGUUUCUACGGAACGGCCUUCGACCAGCACUGCCCCGGACUCAUCACGCUCGACGGGAAUGUGGUGGAAUGCAAUGGACAUGGCACGUGCGAUCCCUCCUCGCUCACGUGCUCCUGCGCCAACGACCGGUGGGAUCCCACGGAUUGCGGGUGCAGCGCGACGACGUGCGGAGAGCACGGGUCGUGCCAAAACCAGACGUGCGUGUGCGACGAGAAAUUCAGCGGGGAGUUCUGCGAAUUCAACUGCGAUUAUAUGAAGGACUGUAGCGGGAAGGGCCUGUGCAACCAAGCGGGAAAGUGCGAUUGUGUUUUCAAUUUCUACGGGGAACACUGCGAGAAACAGUGUUCCGACAGCGACGAUUGCUCCGACCAAGGCGUCUGCAUCGAGAAUGGCAAGUGUUUGUGUUUCAGCGGAUUCGCGGGGGAACACUGCGAAAAAACCGCCCCGCGGGUCAGUUCGUCGCUCAUUUUAUCCGCGGUUCUCGCUCUGCUCUUGGCGCUACAGGUGUAUUUAUGGCGCCGUCAGAGCAAAACGCCCCGCUUUGCCGAGAAAUUAAAUCCCACCAAGGCCGCCCAAGUCGAGAUGACCAGCUCGGCAAUGCCCAGUUCGACUAACUCGGCAAUGCCCAGUACGACCAGCUCGGCAAUGCCCAGUACGACCAGCUCGGCAAUGCCCAGUACCAUUGUGGGGGGCUGGGCGUGUCCCGCGUGCACGAAGAUCAACCCGCCGAGCGUUUCGCGGUGCGUGGUGUGCAGCACCCCGCGGAACAAGACCAUCCCCGCGAAACCCAAGCGGGUGCGAAGAACCGCCAGACCCGCGGGGAAGCCCGAGGAACCGAAGAAGGAGCCCGCCAGGGAGCACAAGCAGACCGGGGAAACCGGGGAAACCCAGAGCCAGGCGAGCAAAGGAAGAGAACCUCUCAGUGAAACUCCCAGUGAAACUCCCAGUGAAACUCCCAGUGAAACUCCCAGUGAAACUCCCAGUGAAACUCCCGCGGGAGCCAGCGAAUCCACGGGAUCCGCUGCGCCUGCUGUGCCUGCUGCGCCUGCUGUGCCUGCUGCGCCCUCGAAGCCUGCUGAACCUACUGAGCCUGCUAAACCUGCUGAACCUGCUGAACCUGCUGAACCCACAGAGAGCGUGGAAUCAGCGGCGAGCGAGAUUUUUGCCGAUGCGAAUCUUCGGAUUUUUUUGUCCAGCUCCAAGUAG